Messenger RNA from Aspergillus welwitschiae, 800 nucleotides. RefSeq lists its product as uncharacterized. The transcript has a single exon. The record is from RefSeq and is a predicted model, not a curated record. Lineage: Eukaryota; Fungi; Ascomycota; Eurotiomycetes; Eurotiales; Aspergillaceae. The coding region runs from base 131 to 748 and encodes 205 amino acids.
AGCUGCUUUAACUUUUCAUUUAUAAGUUAGUACGCAUAGACCUUCGUGGUUAUAGAACUCAGACUCAAGACCUUCACGAAAGUCAACCUUACGAUACCCGGACUCCGAUAAGCUAGUACUAGUAUACAAAAUGCCCACCAUCCCAGCCCGUCGCUCCGCUCAUCAACGACUGCACGUCGGCCAAUCAAUCAAGAUCAUUAACACAUCCGGAAGCCAAGUCAUCGACACCUGGGCAUUCACCAUCCCAUCAACUCCCAUCUUCCCAAGAUACAUGUCAAUGGCACACACUCGACCCACCUUACAGAAACUUCUCCCAUCUGUUAACGAAUCAUUCGUCGACAACAACCGGAACCCUAUUUUGACCAUCGUCGAGGACACAUCUCCCGGCACGCACGACGUUCUCUACGCUGCUUGCUCUCCAGAACGAUACCUCGAACUUGGUGGUACCGCGGACCAUGAUAACUGUGCCCAGAACCUUCGCGAUGCUGUGCAGCAGUGUGCUGAGCCAGCGUUCAGCCAUGUGUUGGGGUUGCUUGAGAGUGGAUGGACCCCUGAUCCGCUGAAUCUGUUCAUGAAGGUCGAUAUUAAUGGGAAUAAGUUGCAGGUUUUGGAGCCGGACAGUAAGGUGGGGGAUUAUGUGGUUUUGAGGGCGGAGCAGGAGUGUGUUGUGUUUAUGAGUGCUUGUCCGAUGGAUUUGACGGCUUGUAAUGGGGCGGGGCCUAGUAGUGCGGAGUUUGAGGUUGUUUAGGUUUGAGUGAAUGUGUACUCAAGUUGGUGUUGUUAAUCUUCAGGGCAGGGAU